AGGCUGUCAAAUUACAGGGCUACCAAUCGUAAAAUGAAGUUUCGAUUUCCUGUUCUUUUCAACCGAGUUCUUUUCGACGUAUGUUGUGUCGAUAAAUAAACUUUCGAGAAAAUGGUCCGCAUCAGUGUGCUAGCCGAUGCACUGAAGUGCAUCAACAACGCCGAGAAGCGCGGCAAACGGCAGGUCUUAAUCCGGCCCAACUCUAAAGUGGUGAUCAAAUUCCUCACCGUAAUGAUGAAGCAUGGGUACAUCGGAGAGUUCGAGAUCGUCGACGACCACCGAUCCGGCAAGGUCGUCGUAAAUCUCACCGGUCGCCUCAACAAAGCCGGUAUCAUUUCGCCCCGGUUCGAUAUGAAAUUGGACGAUGUUGAACGGUGGACCAAUACGUUGCUGCCGUCCCGUCAGUUUGGCUACGUCGUACUCACCACCAGCGGUGGUAUUAUGGAUCACGAGGAAGCCAGAAGGAAACAUCUGGGAGGCAAGAUUUUAGGUUACUUUUUCUAGAUUUUGUUGAACGACUAAAUUAUACGGAGUAAAAUCAACAAUUCCACACACCAGAACAGAAGUGUCCGUUUUCUUUUUUUUAAUCUUAUUGCCCAGUUUGUAUAUGAAUACAAACUGUGCAGUAAGGAAAAAAUAAACCUUAAUCAUCAUGGCAAAUUGAAAAAAAUAAAGGUUCAUGGUUUGCAAAAUAAUGACAAAGGUUUAAAAAUAUAAAAGAAGAAAAGAAAUAAAA
Messenger RNA from Topomyia yanbarensis, 736 nucleotides. RefSeq names its product small ribosomal subunit protein uS8A. Gene Ontology annotation, biological process: translation. The coding region runs from base 112 to 504 and encodes 130 amino acids. The record is from RefSeq and is a predicted model, not a curated record. Gene Ontology annotation, molecular function: structural constituent of ribosome. Lineage: Eukaryota; Metazoa; Arthropoda; Insecta; Diptera; Culicidae. The transcript has 3 exons. Gene Ontology annotation, cellular component: ribosome; cytosolic small ribosomal subunit.